Bradysia coprophila is the source of this 3213-nucleotide messenger RNA. Its product is annotated as 2-oxoglutarate dehydrogenase-like, mitochondrial. Gene Ontology annotation, biological process: tricarboxylic acid cycle. The record is from RefSeq and is a predicted model, not a curated record. Gene Ontology annotation, cellular component: oxoglutarate dehydrogenase complex; mitochondrion. Gene Ontology annotation, molecular function: oxoglutarate dehydrogenase (succinyl-transferring) activity; thiamine pyrophosphate binding. NCBI's taxonomy places the organism in Eukaryota, Metazoa, Arthropoda, Insecta, Diptera, Sciaridae.
AAAUUUCUUUGUCAGGAAAACUGAAUUUAUUUUCAAAAUUGACGAGGAAAACUAAGAUUUUUCUUAGAUGAUCUCUCAAUCGAGAACAAAGUUCCUACAUCAAUGUCGGGCGGCUUUUUCAUGUGGGAUCCGAUAUUACAGUCCGAAAGUGCUGAACGGUACCAAUGCGACUGUUUUGGAGGACAUGUAUAAUAAAUGGAAAACGAAUAGAUCGUCAGUCCAUCCGUCAUGGAGUCGAGUGUUUAAUGAUGACACCGAUUGGUCGGGUGUGUUUUCAGUGAAAACUGCCUUAGAUGCUUCCAUUGUCCCAUCUGUGCCAAGCUGUCCCAUCGACCAAACUACUGCCAAUGAAUCAAAAAAUGUUGAUUCGGCAACCAUUCAAAGUCAUAUUAACGUUCAUUCUUUGAUAAAGAGCUACCAGCAACGGGGGCAUUUAGCUGCCGACCUUGAUCCGCUUGGAAUUACCACAAUUGCUGUGAGAGAGGAGCAUGGAGUUAAGCGGAGAGCUGAUGAAUCAGUGACCAAAAAUUAUUUUAAUUUCUCGGCGAGUGACAUGGACAGAGAAUUCUAUUUGCCACCGUCAACGUUUAUCGCCGGAUCAAGGAAAACGCUGAAGUUGAGAGAAAUCAUCGAAAGUCUGGAAAAGGUUUAUUGCAAUAAAAUUGGGAUUGAGUACAUGCAUAGUCAGGACCACGUGAAAAUUUACUGGAUUCGGAAGCAGUUUGAAACGCCGGGAAAUGGCCACUUUACUAAUGAUGAAAAGAAAUUGAUAUUGGCUCGUUUGACGCGAACGACUGGCUUCGAAACAUUUCUGCAAAAGAAAUAUCAAUCGGAAAAACGUUUCGGCUUGGAGGGAUGUGAGAUGAUGAUACCAGCUCUGAAAGAAAUAAUUGAUGUUUCGUCCACACUUGGUGUUAAAUCGAUUAUCAUGGGAAUGGCUCACAGAGGUCGACUGAAUGUGUUGUCGAACGUCUGUCGAAAGCCGUUGAGCACUAUUCUGGCACAGUUUUCCGGUUUCAAACCGACGGAUUCAGGAUCCGGGGAUGUUAAAUACCAUCUAGGUACAUUCAUCGAACGAAUAAACAGAGUGUCGAGUAAACCAAUUCGAUUGGCAAUUGUUGCUAAUCCGUCGCAUUUAGAAGCCGUUAAUCCCGUUGUUCAAGGUAGAACUAAAGCAGAACAAUUCUAUAGUGGUGACAAGGAAGGCAAAACUGUUAUGUCGAUUUUAGUUCACGGUGAUGCAUCGAAUUGCGGUCAAGGUGUGGUCUAUGAAUCGAUGCAUCUGAGUGAUCUGCCUGACUAUACGACCAAGGGUACGAUCCAUGUCAUCGUAAAUAAUCAAAUCGGCUUCACCACCGAUCCGAGAUACUCGCGAUCGUCACGGUAUUGUACGGAUGUGGCUAAAGUGGUCAACGCGCCAAUUUUACAUGUUAAUGCUGACGAUCCCGAAGCAGUUAUUCGAUGUGCCAGAGUUUGUGCAGAAUGGCGUAACACCUUUCAUUCGGAUAUUGUUUUGGAUUUGGUGUCGUAUCGGCGUAACGGCCACAAUGAAAUCGAUGAACCAAUGUUUACGCAACCGUUGAUGUGUCAACGAAUUUCACAGUUGAAGACAUGUUAUGAAUUGUACUCGGAAAAACUAAUUGGAGAAGGCGUAGUGACUCAACCGGAAUGUAAUGCAAUUUGGGAGGAAUACCAAAAGAUAUGCGAGGAAGCACACGCUAUGUGCUUGAAAGAAACUACAAUCAAGUUCAAAGAUUGGAUUGACUCGCCUUGGUCCGGAUUUUUCGAAGGAAAAGAUCCCAACGUUUGCUUACCGACUGGUGUUCCUGAAGAAACUCUAAAACACAUAGCUGACAUUUUUUCGUCACCCCCGCCCAAUUCACCCAUGUUUGUUCUUCACAGAGGUAUUGAGAGAGUGUUAGCAGGCCGAAAGAAAAUGGCUGAGACACGACUGGCCGAUUGGUCUCUUGGGGAAGCAUUCGCCAUUGGGAGUUUGGUGAAAGAAGGAAUUCACGUCCGGAUAAGUGGACAAGACGUGGAGCGUGGAACAUUUUCGCAUCGUCACCACUAUUUGCACCAUCAAGAAGUGGACAAAUCAUGGUAUUGUCCACUGCAGCAUGUGUAUCCCGAUCAGGCGAACUAUCAGAUACAGAAUUCGUCGUUGUCAGAGUUCGCCGUUCUUGGCUUUGAACUGGGAUACAGCAUGACCAAUCCCAACUCAUUGGUAAUAUGGGAAGCUCAGUUCGGCGAUUUCGCCAAUACGGCCCAGUGCAUAAUCGACCAGUUUAUAAGCAGUGGCGAAAGUAAAUGGAUUAGACAGAGCGGCAUUGUUUUACUCUUACCGCACGGGCUUGAAGGAAUGGGUCCCGAGCAUUCGUCUUGUCGGAUCGAGAGAUUCUUAGCCAUGAGUGACGAUGAUGCAGACGAAAUACCCGAAAUGACCGACACUUUUGAAAUCGAUCAACUUCGUGACAUCAACUGGUUCGUUGCGAAUUGUUCAACGCCAGCAAAUUUAUUUCACGUUUUGCGCAGACAACUGGCGUUGCCGUUCCGGAAGCCAUUGAUUAUAGCAACACCGAAAAGUCUCUUACGUCUUUCCGCCUGCAGGAGUUCGUUCGAUGAUAUGACCAAAAAUACCACAUUUCAACGACUCAUUCCGGAUCAUUCGAUUCAGGAUCCGGAAAAGGUUGCAAAACUGGUUUUGUGUACCGGUAAAACGUAUUACGAUCUGGAAGUUGCACGGAAAGAACGAGGUAAAUCGGAAGAGGUGGCAUUAGUUCGCAUCGAACAGAUAUGCCCGUUGCCUUACGACCUCCUGACCAAAGAAUUGUCAAAGUAUCCGAAUGCGGAUGUAGCUUGGGCGCAGGAAGAGCAUAAGAAUUCGGGUUGUUGGCCAUAUUUGCAACCGAGAUUAUCGACGCUAUUGGAAAAUCGUUGCCUUUUAUAUUACGGUCGAGCGCCGUCGGCUGCACCAGCAACUGGAUCCAUACAUCGAUAUCUGUGGGAACAAGAGGAGUAUUUGUCUGCAUUGUUUGGUGAUAAGCCCGUUCCAAUGAAGCCUAAUCACGGCACGAAAGUAACCGUUGAUCAAAGUGAAGCGCGGAAAAGGUCUGAUCAUGAAGUGCUGGGUGGUGGUGAAAAUCACAAAAAACACAAAAAAAAUUUCGGUUUUUAAAUUAUAGUUUUUGAGUUCAUAGCAUUCUUGUGAUUUUU